Messenger RNA from Quercus lobata, 2590 nucleotides. RefSeq names its product subtilisin-like protease SBT3. Gene Ontology annotation, molecular function: serine-type endopeptidase activity. NCBI's taxonomy places the organism in Eukaryota, Viridiplantae, Streptophyta, Magnoliopsida, Fagales, Fagaceae. The coding region runs from base 14 to 2317 and encodes 767 amino acids. The record is from RefSeq and is a predicted model, not a curated record. The transcript has a single exon. Gene Ontology annotation, biological process: proteolysis.
AACCCCAUUGAUCAUGGUUUCUCAUACUCCCUACUAUGUGUGCCUUAUCUUUUUCUCAAUCACUCACCUUGUCUCCACCUUAGCAGAAUCUGAUAACUACAUCAUUCACAUGGAUGUAUCAGAGAAGCCCAAAGACUUUGGUAGCCACCAUGAGUGGUACUUGUCCACUCUAACCUCUGCAUUAGAAACUUCUAAACUUAGCACCACCAAUACUUUUUCUACCGCCACUUCUAAACUUAUCUAUAGCUACACUCACGUUAUAGAUGGCUUUGCUGCAAGUCUAUCACUUUCUGAGCUUGAGGCCUUAAAAAGCUCUCCAGGUUUUGUUUCUUCAAUCAAGGACUUGCCUGUGAAGGCUGACACAACUCACUCACCUGACUUUCUUGGCCUUAGUAGCAACUCGGGCUUAUGGCCAGUGACAAACUAUGGCCAAGAUGUCAUAAUUGGAGUGGUAGAUACAGGAAUUUGGCCAGAAAGUGAAAGUUACAAUGACAAGGGCAUGUCCGAAGUUCCUUCAAGGUGGAAGGGUCAAUGUGAAUUUGGCACCAAAUUCAACACAUCUUUUUGCAACAAGAAGCUAAUUGGUGCAAGGUUCUUUAACAAAGGUCUAAUUGCCAAAGACCCCAACGCGACCAAGACCAUUAAUAAUUCCACACGAGACACAGAUGGUCAUGGGACCCACACUUCAAGCACGGCUGCUGGGAAUUAUGUGCAAGGUGCAUCAUUUUUUGGCUAUGCCACAGGAACUGCUAGAGGCAUAGCUCCAAAAGCCAGAGUGGCCAUGUACAAGGCCUUGUGGGAUGAGGGUUCUUAUUCAUCCGAUAUUAUGGCUGCCAUUGAUCAAGCAAUUUUAGAUGGUGUAGAUGUCAUAUCCAUAUCAUUGGGCAUUGAUGGUGUACCACUGCAUACUGACCCAAUUGCCAUAGCCACAUUUGGAGCCUUGAAAAAGGGUGUGUUUGUGUCCACUUCAGCAGGAAAUCAAGGGCCUCUUCUUGGGACCUUACACAAUGGCAUCCCAUGGGUUUUAACCGUUGCUGCUGGUACCAUGGACCGUGACUAUAAUGGAGUUGUUACUCUUGGCAAUGGAGUUCAACUCUUGGGCUCAUCUUUGUAUAUUGGGAAAUGGAAUUCAUCUUCCAAUAAAAUCCCAAUCGUUUUCUUUGAUGCUUGUGACAAUCUCAAGACAUUGCAGAAAGUUGGGUACAAGAUUGUUGUGUGCCAAGAUAAGAAAGGCUCAUUGUCUGACCAAGUUCAAAAUGUUGACGAUGCAAAAGUGGUAGCUGCGGUCUUUAUAACCAACGUUACUGACUUGGAGUUCUACAUCCAAAACUCAUAUCCAGCAAUUUUCUUGAACAUGAAGAAUGGAGAAACUGUCAAAGACUACAUCAAAACCAGCAAGUCCAACCCAAAAGCAAGCCUUGUGUUCAAAAAGACAACUCUUGGUACCAAACCAUCACCAAGAGUUAGUAGCUACAGUGCUAAAGGGCCAUCUAUAAGCUGCCCAUUUGUGCUGAAGCCUGACAUAAUGGCUCCUGGUUCAUUAGUCUUAGCCUCAUGGCCACCAAAAAUCCCAGUUGCCAGUGACGGCAGUUCCUCUCUAUAUAGUAAGUUCAAUUUAUUGUCUGGUACAUCCAUGUCUUGCCCACAAGCAGCAGGAGUGGCAGCGCUAUUGAAAUCAGCACACCCUGAUUGGAGUCCUGCAGCCAUUAGAUCUGCCAUGAUGACCACAUCGGAUGCAUUCGACAACACACUCAAACCAAUCACAGACCUUGGUGAUGAUAACCAUCCAGCCAGUCCUUUUGCCUUUGGAGCUGGACACAUCAAUCCCAACAAUGCAUUAGACCCUGGUCUAAUAUACGAUGUGAAUGCACAAGAUUAUGUGAAUGUUCUAUGUGGUCUAAAGUAUACCAAUCGACAAAUUCAAAUCAUCACCAAAUCAGCUUCAAAUAAUUGUUCCAACAAGUCCUUGGACCUUAACUACCCAUCUUUCGUUGCAUUUUUCAAUGCCAAGGCCUCCAAAUCUAGUUUUAAAAGUGUACGAGAAUUUCAUAGAACAGUGACCAAUGUUGGAGAGGGACAAUCAACCUAUGUUGCAAGUGUGACACCCAUUAAAGAAAUUAAAGUCAGUGUCACGCCAGAGAAAUUGGUGUUCAAAAACAAGAAUGAGAAGCAAAGUUUCAAGCUGAGUAUUGAAGGUCCACAAAGGCUGAAAGAGGAGUCAGUUUUCGGUUAUCUUCGUUGGGUGGAUAGUGCAAGUAAACGAAUGGUCUCAAGCCCCAUAGUGGCCACACGUUACAGCUCGGAAUUUGUGCCAUAGACCAAACUUUAAUGGUCUUUCUUAUUGCUUGUGAUAUUUUAGCUAAAUAAAGCUUGAUUAAUUAGUUUCAAGUUAAUCUAUUUCUAACCGGUUGGUAAUGUGAAGCCAAGGAAAAAAAACAAAACCCAAUUGGUGAUAAAAACAUUUUAGUUUAUUUUUAUUGGAUAGGGUUUUAUGUGGUUAAGUUGUAGCUUGUUACAUCAUAAAACUAUCAAUCAAAAGAAGUUUCAUACAUUUAGCAUCUAGCUAAUACUAUAAUUAUACAUAAUAUCU